This is a messenger RNA of Heterobasidion irregulare TC 32-1, 2358 nucleotides long. RefSeq lists its product as uncharacterized. NCBI's taxonomy places the organism in Eukaryota, Fungi, Basidiomycota, Agaricomycetes, Russulales, Bondarzewiaceae. The transcript is spliced from 25 exons. Gene Ontology annotation, biological process: meiotic cell cycle; regulation of synaptonemal complex assembly. The record is from RefSeq and is a predicted model, not a curated record. The coding region runs from base 1 to 2358 and encodes 785 amino acids. Gene Ontology annotation, molecular function: protein binding.
AUGUGGAGUGACAUAUCAGGCGUCGGAAGAUUUGAAGUCGCAGCUAGCGUGUUGGGAUCUGCGGCUGAGCUUUCUCAGUACGAAGAGCGUCUGCGGGUUGCGAAUGACCCACAAGGGGUUCACCAACAAUCAAAGGCACAGGCCACCGUGGUCUACUACUGUAGCAGAAUGGAAGUUGCCUGGGAAGAGGGCAAUCACGAGUUAUUAGCGUCCAAGCUUCUCCAGAUAGGUAGAUCCUUGUUGACCGGACAUUACCGGAACAGAGAAACCGCGCCAGAGGAGGCAAAGGCUCCAGAAGCGGUGAAGUGGCUACAGAAGGCAUUUGCACUUGCGGAACACCUGGACGACACGGUGACGGCCGGCUCUGCACAGCUCAAGACGCUGAUCCCCAUCGAGAGGUGCAUUCUGAGGAACUUGGGCAAGUCUCUCACGUUUCCUAGGGCCUACAUCUUGUCCUCCACUGAAGCGCCGGACAAUCUAAAUCGUGCGGAGGCUUCUAUCAAGGAGUUGCUCACAUCGAUUGAAGAGUCGGGAGAUCACGCAUCUUCCGAACACGCGGAAAUUCGAUGGUGGAUGCUUGCGGUUCGUAAACGGCGAAAAGCCACAGAUGAGGCGCUGCUUGAAGCCUUCAGGUCUAUCAUUGAUCACAUGGAUUUCACAGAAGAGACCGUGACCAACCUUCUACAAGAGCUCCGAACAUCAAGUCAACAGCAUGCGCUUGUUGCGUCUGUCCUGCAACAAUGCCUCCAACGGGCGUUGCAUAUCCCUGACAGCUCGGGAUUCCCUUUUGUGGACCGGCUCUUGUUGGCCACAAUCUUUCAAAGCUCACGAGUCGACCACGCAAGGGCUAUGCAGGAUCUGAAAAUGGCAUUCGACAUCGUACAGACAGCCGAAUUUUCCCUCCCGAAAGUUCCUGCGACGUCGUGUUUGUCUCUUUUGUGGCAAUUUGGUGAAAGAAAGUAUAACGCUCGGCGGUAUUCUGAGGCCGCAGACUGGUUCUUGCAGGGAAUCCACCGGAUCUUUCGGAGCAUUGCAGGAAGCAGCGGAAAGUGCUAUCGAAAGGCAGCGUUGUGUCAUAUACAGCAAGCAGAAUACGCAAAAGCAUCCGCCACUAUCCGCUGCUGCCCUGGAGAUGACGCCUCCACAUACUAUGUCAUGCUCCUAGCUGCUGUUAAACAAGGUUUGGAGGACGAAGCCAUACAGGCAACGCAGAAGAUGGUCCAGGCUCCUCGCUUCCGUAGAGAGAUGUUGCUCAUGGCCACGCGCCUUGCGCAUGAAUCCGAUCUCAAAGGACUGCUUCUGACGGUCCUGCAGCAGCUGUCGCAGUCUGUUCAAAGUCGAGAAGGUCGAGAAGGCGACGUAGACGGCAUUGCUGUACUGCGAUGCCUAAUCAGACUAACGGCGGACCUCAUUGCUGACCCCACUACAUGCAAGGGCGACCUUAUCGAUAAAUUGAUCGGGCAUUUUGAGCAAGGGUGUUCUGAAUGGGAAAACGCAGAAGGGAAGGUUCCUGGUCUGUUUGAUCUGUCGCGGGAGCUCUUGGAAGCAUAUUGUGAGGCUGCACUGAUCGAGAAGGAUGAAGAUUACCUAUGUAUGGUCUAUGCGUCUUUCGCCGCGACCUCGGGUAGGGUGUUCGCAACGCGAAAGGUCCCACCCGAUCCGGGCUCGAAUCAGGUCGACAGAUUACAGGCGUUAUCCUUGGAGAUCCAGGCCUGCGAAGAGAGAAUUAAAACUAUCCUGAAAAAGGCUCCGCUGCGGGAUGAAAAUAUCCCCCGUGUCAUGAUUUGUCUGCAUGUCUUGCUAGUUUUCGAAGCAGAAGUUGCCUGUCGCCUACAGGACUGGGCACACUUACAGCAACGAGCAGCACGGAGCGAGGCUCUUCCUGCAGACACGUUUGAGAUCAUAGGAGAUCUAUUAGUGGGUACUCUUCGCGGGCUGUCAGGGUCAGAGUAUUCAACUUUCAUUGUGCAUGCCGUAGUGGGCGGAAAAAGACUGUCCAGUCAAUGCCUCUUGUCGCGAAACACAGCGCCUGAUCGACUCAAAGCGGUAGGGUACAUCGAACAGGCCAUCUCGGUGUUGAAGGAGCACUGCGAUUUGAGUGGCACAUCUGACCAGGUGUAUCCGAUCGACGAAAGAUACUGGUUGAUGGCUACCGCAUACAACACCGGGAUUGAAUGUUUCCACGUCUCUUUACUCGAAGAAGCGAAGCGCUGGUUUGAGGCGAGCGCUGUCGUCUGCCGAUAUGUACCUGAUGGCGAAAAUCGGGCACGGAAGGUAUCCGAGACGUACGCGAAUCUGCUCGAUCGCACCGGUCUCUUGAUCCUCGAGCUUGGCGGCUUGCAUGCUCCGACACCCUAG